UCGUCCAAUGAAUUUAAUGAUGUGAUGUUUGGCAGUAUCCUUGGCGUUGUCAGAAUUCAACAUUUUAAAGGAAGAGUUGAGGCAAAAGAAAAGUUGAUGUUAAAACGAGACGAUGAGUAUUAUAAAAAUGCUAUCCAAGUGGUUAACAUGGAUUCUGAACAAGUUGGUCAUAUUAAACGCGAUCUGGCGGAAACUUUAACUUUCAUACUGGAUAAUAAACUUGCACGAUUAGAAGGAGUUGCAGUCAUGGGUUAUUUAUACAAGCAUGCAAUGAGACUAGAGAUAACAUUGUGGGGAGAUCUGGAGAAGAAGGAGGAAGCGUUUUCUGUUUUAAGAUCUCGUGGUUUUACUCCAAAAGAAAAUUCUGGUGAAACCUCAUCCAGUCAAGCUUCUAGCAGUCAUUUGUCUGGUUGUCAAGAAUCAGGUCAUCAAGUUAAAACUGAAAUGGAUAAAUUAUUUGAUUCGCUAGAAGAGGGGGGCAAGACGGCCAUGGCUGAACCAACACAGGCUAUAAGAACACCGCUAUACCCCCAUCAGAAACAGGCGUUAAACUGGAUGAUAUGUAAGGAGAAUAAUGAAGCGUUACCACCGUUCUGGGAGAAAGGAGGACACCGUUAUUACAAUAGUUUAACAGGGUAUACUACUUCUCAUAGACCAUCUACAGUUCACGGAGGUAUUUUGGCAGACGACAUGGGACUUGGAAAAACUCUGGAAGUUAUCUCCCUUAUUUUAACCAAUUUCCACGAUGGUCAGCCAUUGGCCACACCAGAUGUCAGUCAAAAACACCUCAGCCAACACAAGGUUGUGACUGACAACAGCAAGGUUGUGACUGACAACAGCAAGGUUGCUACUGACAACAGCAAGGUUGUGACUGACAACAGCAAGGUUGUGACUGACAACAGCAAGGUUGCUACUAACAAUGGACAAGUUCAGACUGUUGCUGAUGUCUUGCUCGAUUUUCUUAAACCAGAUUCUUCCAACGACUUUGAAGUGAAAUCAAAUGAACAUGAGGUCAAAUCAUUGGACCCUAAAUCAAAUGACUGUGAAUUUAAGUUGAAAAAUAAAUCAGAAAAAAAGAUGCUAACUGACAGUGAUAAAAAUUCUAAUAGUGCUCCAUGUAUAGACUUAACAUCACAGGGUGCUAAACAUAGCGACAUGGUUGCUACUGACAACGGACAAGUUCAGACUGUGGCCGACGUCUUUACGACAGACAAACCACGAACAACUCUAAUAAUCUGUCCACUGUCAGUUAUUUACAAUUGGCAGUGUCAGUUGGAGGAACAUGUAAGAGAAGAUGUCAAAUUAAAAAUUUACAAGUUUCAUGGCAGUCAUCGAACCACUGACAGUAAAUUACUAGAGAGCCAAGACGUUGUUAUUUCUACUUAUGGUACCAUAACGGCUGAAUUUAAGGGUGGCAAUCGUUUACGUAAAAUUCAUUGGUUACGGAUCAUUCUAGACGAGGGUCAUGAAAUCCGAAAUCCUGACACCCUGAGGGCCCUGGCUAUAACGGAACUGAAAGCUGAAAGAAAAUGGGUGAUAACAGGAACACCAAUUCAGAAUAACCUCAGAGAUUUAUAUUCACUGGUUAAUUUUCUAGAUAUCAGUCCUCUCAAUCAAUUAUCGUUGUGGCGAAAAACUAUUGAACGUCCAAUAUUCCAUGGAGAUGAGUCCGCUAUCACACGUGUUCGAGCGUUGGUGGCGAAUAUUGGACUGAGACGAACGAAGAAUCAACAAGUUAACGGUAAACCAUUGGUUGAACUACCAGCUAGAAAUGUAUUUAUAGAAAAAAUCAAGUUUUCUGAAGAAGAACGACAAGUUUAUAAUGAUAUGGAGACACAUGGAAAACGGAUCAUAAAAGGGAAUGGCAAUCAUGGUUUACCGGAUCUACGUCCAUAUUGUCAUGUGACCAUAAAUAUGGAUGGAGGUGAUCAACCACAAGAUGACACCACUGACCUUAUAGAUGACGAAACUAAACAGAAACUAAUUGAUGAUCUCUUAGCAGUGUUAAAUUCUGGGUCUGAUGAGGAAUGUUCAAUUUGUUUAGACAGUCUAAAACACCCUGUUAUAACACUCUGUGCUCAUGUUUAUUGUCGUACCUGUAUUGAAAACGUCAUACAACAAAAUAACACGAUGACAACAGCAUGUCCGAUGUGUCGAGAAGAAAUAAAGUUAGGUUUUUGGUUUGGAGUUCCUGAAAAACAACAACCGGAGAUACCUGUGAUUACUGAUGAAAACUGGCAGUCCAGUAGCAAGGUAGAUGCAUUAAUGAAAGCUCUAGUUCAACAACGUAUUGAUGACCCUACUGUUAAAAGUAUCAUAGUUUCACAGUUUACAUCUCUACUGACUCUUAUUGAGGUACCAUUGAGAUUAAAUGGUUUUAAGUUUGCUCGACUAGAUGGUAAAAUGACUAACAAGAAAAGAGUUGAUAAUAUGGAGAUGUUUAUGGACCCAUCACUCGACUCUCCUACCAUAUUUCUACUGUCACUGAAGGCUGGAGGAGUUGGACUAGAUCUUAAGGCAGCCAGUCGCGUCUUUCUAAUGGAUCCUGGGUGGAAUCCGGCAGUAGAAGAACAGUGUUUUGACAGAUGUCACAGAUUAGGACAAAAACGUGACGUCAACAUAACAAAGUUCCUGGUAGAAGACUCAGUAGAAGAAAGAAUGUUGGCGCUACAGGAGAAAAAACAAGCCUUGAUGACUGGAGCAUUCAGUAAAAAAAAAUCAGCUGAUGAACGUCAAGAAGAUAAUAUCAAUCGAAUUAAAAUGUUGUUUGGUUUCUAGAAAUAAUCUCAAAAUUUCGUGUCAUGUGUC
Lottia gigantea (owl limpet) is the source of this 2808-nucleotide messenger RNA. RefSeq lists its product as hypothetical. Gene Ontology annotation, molecular function: zinc ion binding; nucleic acid binding; ATP-dependent chromatin remodeler activity. NCBI's taxonomy places the organism in Eukaryota, Metazoa, Mollusca, Gastropoda, Lottiidae. The transcript has 19 exons. The record is from RefSeq and is a predicted model, not a curated record. Bases 25 to 2778 code for a protein of 917 amino acids.